UCCCAAAGCGUAUUGACAAGAUCCUUUGAAGCAAGGCGUAGAGAACACUGCGUAAGUGAUGCUUUUUAAUCAAGAAAGAACUUAGCUGGAGCCUGCAGGCCUGGCGCUGAGCUAGGUUGGGUUGUGGGGCGCUCGGCUAGCAGGCUGGUCCAGCAGGGGACGCCCGAGCGCCUCACUGCAGCAUCCCGGCGGCGGAGCGCAGCGGCCGGCAGGAACUCGCGUCCUGCCGCAGUCUCUCGGCAGCUAGUCUGUGCGAGCGCAACGGAGGAGACCCCCGCCCGGGCACCACACUUGCAGCCGCGGUAACUCCCACCCGCGAUCGCCGCCCUCCGGCUCUCAAACGCCUCCCGCAGCCUGCGUGGGUCCGCGUGAGAGGGCUUCUCGGUCUCCGGGGCCGGAUUGCGAACUUGGAGAGGACCGCGGCUCUCUCCCCGGCCUGGAGAGUGAACAGGAUUGUGGACCCUUUCGUAACUGACAAUGACGCAGUGAGUCUAAAGGCUGCCACCGAAGCCAUCUGCUUACAUCCCGAGUCUGAACAGUAAAUCCUGUCACCAGCAACCAUGGCGAAGAGCGCGGAAGUCAAACUGGCCAUAUUUGGGAGAGCAGGUGUGGGCAAGUCAGCCAUUGUAGUGAGAUUUCUGACCAAACGAUUCAUCUGGGAAUAUGAUCCAACCCUCGAGUCAACCUACCGACACCAGGCAACCAUCGAUGAUGAAGUUGUUUCUAUGGAGAUCCUAGAUACCGCUGGUCAGGAAGACACCAUCCAGAGGGAAGGGCACAUGCGCUGGGGUGAAGGCUUCGUGCUGGUCUACGAUAUCACUGAUCGAGGGAGCUUUGAAGAAGUGCUGCCACUCAAGAACAUCUUAGAUGAAGUCAAAAAGCCCAAAAACGUAACUCUCAUCUUGGUCGGAAACAAAGCCGACUUGGACCACUCCAGACAAGUGAGUACCGAAGAAGGGGAGAAGCUGGCUACAGAACUGGCCUGUGCAUUUUACGAAUGCUCUGCCUGCACGGGAGAAGGGAACAUCACCGAGGUAUUCUAUGAGCUCUGUCGAGAGGUGCGCCGCAGGAGGAUGGUGCAGGGCAAGACGCGGCGACGCAGCUCCACCACACACGUCAAGCAAGCGAUUAACAAGAUGCUCACCAAAAUCAGUAGUUAGAAGCCCUGCCAAGAUGUGCUGAAAAUUGAGAAGUCUUUCCUGGCUCUUCUUUUGCCCUUCCAAACAUGAGCAAAAUAUUCCACUCUUAUUCUGACUUUGGGAAAUGUCGGGAUUUCUCAUGGUUCCUGGUCUGCUAUAUGCUGGGAAGUUCUCCAGUGUCCUCUCAGUCCUGAUGCUGUAACCGUCUCCCCCUUUCCUGCUUGCGUAGGAUCCGUGCUAAUAUAGUUUGAAAAUGUAACCACCAAAGAUACUGAAGUGGCGGGGUUCACGGAAGCUAAUUUUAGGCCUACCUGCCUUGCUUUAAUAAGUUGAAGUCUUUUCAAAGACGUUUUAAGAUUCUGUUUCUUAUGGAAUACUACAAAGGUCACCAUAAAAUUUUGUGGUGUCUAGUGAGAACUUGAGAAGGGUAGUUGCGUGAUUGGAACAGGAAUAGAACUCUAGUUCCCAUCUGAAGUAAGGACUUUAAAAAAAAUGUUAUCUUACUUACAUUGUACAGUUUUUCUUUAACCCUUUAUUUCAUUUUUAGGUUGAAAUGUUAUCACUGAUUUUUGUUCUGUAAUGUAAUUGCCCAUUUCAAUUCAAGUUGGUUCUCUCAAUGAUCUCUAUCUGUCCUUACACUCCCAAUUCUAUUAUAAUUUCCUUAACAACAACAACAACAACAACAAAACAAGACCCACAAUUCACAUCCUGCUGAUAAAAAAAAAAAAAAAAAAAAAAAACCAAGAGCAGGAAUCUUUGUACCAAAGCUUGACUUCGCUGCAUGUUAGUAGAGGAAUUAGAGUUAGAGACACCUGGUUUGUGUAUUACUCUAUUAACAGUAGCAGGAAGAUAAUCCUCUAAAUAAGACAAUUAUGAUGCCUAGUUAGUCCUCAUUGGAAACCAAGGCUGAAUCCCACGCAGGCAGCAGAGUCAACCUCUGAUUCAAUAAGUUGGCCACAUGCUUUCUUACCCUUUUAACCUUUGGCUAAGGUUAAUUCUCUUAGAAGAAUUGGGGAAAAGAAUGGGUGAUUCAAAUCAUUAUCCCUGAACGAGCAUAUACGUAAUGUGGAAGCUCAGCUGGUAAAAGGAACUCUGUGACUGCCAAGAGGUUAUGGCCCUUUUCUCCAUUUCCUGCCCCACAUAUUAAUAUUUGGGCACUUUAUUUUAGAAGAAAAUAUAUAUCUUUUACAUAUGUAUGUAUUUAUAUGUAUACAUAUAAGUGUGUAUAAAAUUUGUAAGCAUUGGAGGCUUUAAUUCACCAAUGUAUUUGAACAACCUGGUGUAACUGACUUCGUUUUAUGUGACUAUAAUAAAAAGUAUAAUUUUCAAAA
Molecule: messenger RNA, 2470 nt
Organism: Peromyscus leucopus (white-footed mouse)
Lineage: Eukaryota; Metazoa; Chordata; Mammalia; Rodentia; Cricetidae
Gene: Rerg
Product: RAS like estrogen regulated growth inhibitor
Exons: 5
Coding region: 561-1160 (199 amino acids)
Molecular function (GO): GTPase activity; GTP binding
Source: RefSeq, a predicted model, not a curated record